Messenger RNA from Lepisosteus oculatus (spotted gar), 3382 nucleotides. The record is from RefSeq and is a predicted model, not a curated record. NCBI's taxonomy places the organism in Eukaryota, Metazoa, Chordata, Actinopteri, Semionotiformes, Lepisosteidae.
GACCACCUCUGUGCCCUCUUCUACAAGAGUAACCACAACUUCAUCCCCUGAGACAACAACAUCCUCAUCAACAGAGAGCACCACUACUUCAACAACAACUGUGUCUACGGAGACAACUACAACAGAAAAACCAACAACUACAAAAUCAACACAACCAACCGAGACUACCACCACUGCUAAACCAACCACUACUUCAGCAACAACUGUGACCACAGAAACCACCACACCUACAACAGAAACCUCAACAGCUCCCUCUACAUCCACCCAUGAAACCUCAACAACUAUAAACCACUCUGAAACAACUGAAUGUGGCUGCCAUUACAACGGGAAGCUGUUUCCACGUGGUUCACUGCUGUAUAACACUACUGAUGGCGAUGACUGGUGCUUCACUGCUUUCUGCAACGAGACGUGUGAAAUAGAGAAACACUCCAAGCACUGUCACACCACUGCUUCUCCUCCAACCACAAGCGCCCAGACCUCCACUGCAGUUGGCCCAACAACACCAGGGAAGACAACUACAGCCAAAUCAACUCCCACAAAGACAGAGUCCUCCACUGCUGAGACAUCAGCCACAGCUCCAACCACCAGCCUCCCAACCACAACUCAUCCAUUAAACUGUGACCAGCUUACACCUCCUAGAAAGCAUGGCGAAUCAUGGCAAAUUGAUGCAUGUACCACAGCAAUAUGCCAAGGAAGUUCCAAUAUAACCCUGGAGUCAGUGUACUGUGAGGCUGUUACACCACUUGAAUGUGAGAAUGGCCGCCCCCCAGUCAAGGUCUUUGAUGAAUCUGGAUGCUGCUUCCACUAUGAAUGUGAAUGUGUCUGCUAUGGGUGGGGAGACCCUCAUUAUGUCACCUUUGAUGGACAAUACUAUGGCUUCCAAGGAAACUGCACCUAUGUGUUGGUGAAGGAGAUCAUCCCCAAAUAUGACAACUUCACCGUUAUCAUUGACAAUUAUUUGUGUAAUGCCAGAGAUGGCCUUUCUUGCCCCAGGGCUCUGACUGUGUAUUACAAGUCCUAUGAAGUGAUCUUGAGGCAGGAGAUAACUCAAGGAGUAGCAACAAACCUGAUCUACAUCAACCAAAAGAAAAUCAUCCCGGCUUAUACUAAUGAGCAUCUUACAAUUACAAGCAGUGGAAUUGACAUGGUUCUGGAAAUCCCAGAGAUCAACGCUCUAGUCUCAUUCAAAGGCCUCAUGUUCAGCAUCUUCUUGCCCUACUCCCUCUUCCAUCACAACACGGAAGGACAGUGUGGUACCUGUGACAACACAAGGAAAAAUGACUGCAGGCUGCCAAAUGGACAGAUAGAUCCCUCAUGCCCUGACAUGGCCAAACACUGGCGUAUUCAUGACAAGAAUAAACCCUACUGUGACACUACAACUACAGUGCAGCCUCCUGUGACACCACUGCCACCAGGAACAACUGUAACUUCUACUAAGCCUUGCAAACCAGCUAUCUGUGAUAUCAUCCAAAGCAAGGUGUUUGAAGAGUGCCGCACAGUGAUUCCUGCGCUGCCCUUCUACGAGGCCUGCAGGUUUGACGUCUGCCACAUGCCCCACACCAAGAUCGGCUGCUCCAGCUUGCAAGCGUACGCCGCCCUGUGCGCAUCGGUCGGAGUCUGCGUCGACUGGAGGAGCGCGACAGGGGGAGAAUGCGACUAUAACUGCUCAGCAACCAAGGUGUACAAGCCAUGUGGACCAGCAGUGCAGCCAACCUGCAAUGCAAGGUACAAUGAGAAAUUCAUCCAGCAGAGCAGCAGAGAGCAGACAAGUGACUUCACUGAGGGCUGCUUCUGCCCCCAGGGGACGAUCCUGUUCAACUCCUUCUCAGACAUCUGUGUCCCCUCCUGCGACUGCACUGGACCAGAUGGGAAACCAAAACUGCCUGGCGAGACGUGGGACAGUAACUGCAACGAGUGUGUGUGUGACGUCGAUUCAAUGAGCGUGCAGUGCAAACCCCGGCAAUGCCCCAGGCAGCCCCCCGUCACCUGCAACAAGGAGGGCCAGGUGCUGGUAACUGAGACAGUCGACUGCUGCAACAAGUCCCGAUGUGAGUGUGAUGUAAAACUCUGCCCAAAACCACAAAACAACUGUAAACUAGGAUUCAGACCAGUGAUAACAACCCCAGAAGGAAGCUGCUGUGCUGUUUAUAAAUGUGAACCAAUAAGUGUCUGUGUUUUCAAUAAUACUGAAUACAAGCCAGGUGCCAGUGUCCCUAAAGACACAUGUGAGUUGUGCCAGUGCAGUUAUGAGGUGGAUCCCAAUACAAGACUGAACAUCAUUGCCUGUAAACCAAUGAGCUGUGACAAAAACUGUCAGCUGGGUUUUACAUAUCAAGCUGUCCCUGGACAGUGCUGUGGCCAGUGUGUACAGGACAGCUGUGUCAUCAUGCUGCCAGACCACACAGUGCAUGUCAUUGAGCCUGGAGACACCUGGUCGCCCCCUGGUGACAAAUGUGUGAAAUAUGAGUGUGUGAAGAUCGAGGAUCAGUUUGUACCAGUAGAGGCCAAGAUCACCUGCCCUCUCUUCAACCGCAAGGACUGCAUUCCUGGCACAGAGACAAUUGCCCCAGAUGGCUGUUGCCAUGUCUGUGUUCCAAUACCAAGGAACUGCAACAUUAAGACGAAAACCACCUACAUCACCAACAACGGCUGCCAAUCCAGCAAACCUGUGGACAUCACGUCGUGUGGGGGCUCCUGUGGAACCUACUCCAUGUACUCUGCGGAGGCCAACGCCAUGGACCACACCUGCUCCUGCUGCCAGGAGAUGGACACCACUCAGAAGCAGGUGCAGAUGGUUUGCCCCGACGGCACCACGUUCAGCCACUCCUACACCUACGUUGAGAAGUGCGGCUGCAAGGAGAUCGAGUGUGAGGACUGGGACACCCAGCAGUCUACCAGCAAGGGUCAGGAGCCCUCCAAGUCCUCAAAGGGCCGGAAAGUGUACAGAAGGCGACGGUGAACUCGAGGAGAAUGAAGACUGCACUACCCUGAUUUUAACCCCGAAUCCUGUGCUUUUGUUUCUCCUACAUUUAAAAUAUCUGUUACACAGUUAAAAUUAAUCAAUUUAAUUAGACAGGGAUUAGGGGUUAGGUAACUGCUGCAAAUUUAUUUAUUUUAAACACAUCUUUGAAGUCUAUAUUUUAUUAAUAUGCACAACUAUAUAUAAAACCAAGUGAAACUAAAUAAAACACAAUUUCCCUCUUUUGAAUACCCCUACUUAGAUAAAAUAUUAUGAGUUUGUCUAAAUCUAGACUUUUUUCUCUGUGAUUAAAUACUACAUAAAUAUGUAUCACUUCUGUCAACUUCACCAAAUUUGACUGUAGUGUGCAAAUGACAAUGUGCUCCUUUCUGUAAUUAAUAAAUUGUAUCCCUUUGCAUACAA